GAACAAGGGAAGGAAUAAGACGCACCGCACAGCAGCAGCCCUCCAGUGUUAAGAGAGAGGCAUGCAGCACAGCACCUGUCUAGAGAACAGAGUGGUGAACACAAACUAUUCAGCUCUAUGUGUGGCUCAGCUCAGCGUUUCCCAGCUGCCUCACAGCAUAGCUUGGAUAUUUUAAGCGCUGAAGAUCACUCAACAGGAGAGAGCACCAUGAAAUUGAACAUGGAGGGUGCUGACAUGACAAAGUGGACCGAAGCAGAAUUUGAGGAGAAGUGUACGUAUAUUGUCAAUGACUAUACCUGGGAGCCCAGCACAGACGGUGGAAACUGUGUUAAGGCUGAAGCCUCACUUCCAAGAAACUUGACGUUCAAGCACGCACCGAACUCCAAAGAGGUUAUUGGCGUCUUAAGUAGGGAGUACAUCCCCAAGGGAACUCGCUUUGGGCCACUGGUAGGAGAGGCCUACACAGCUGACACAGUUCCCAAGAAUGCAAACAGAAAGUACUUCUGGCGGAUCUAUUCCAAUGGUGAGUUCCACCACUUCAUUGACGGCUUCAACGAGGAGAAGAGUAACUGGAUGCGUUACGUGAACCCAGCACACUCGCAGCAAGAGCAGAACCUUGCUGCCUGUCAGAACGGAACAAACAUUUACUUCUACACGGUCAAGCCCAUCCCAGCCAAUCAGGAGCUGCUGGUGUGGUACUGCCCAGAAUUCGCCGAACGGCUACACUACCCUCCUUCUGGGGAACUCAUGAUGAUGAAACUCAAGCAAAGCUUUAUGGAUGCAAAGCAGCAUGUGACAGAGCCAGACGGAGUCAGUCAGAAAGGCACAGGAAAGAAGGAGCACAGUGUGAGGGAAAUCCUCCGGAUGACCAGCAAGGAGCCCAGUGAACCCCAAACGACUCCCACAAAGAGUUUGGAAGACUCCCCCAGGAAGCCCAGUCCAGAACGGCUCUUCUUUCCCCGGGUGGUGUACCCGGUCCGCCCCCACAUCAACGAAGACUACUUGAAGGCCAAUGCCAUUUACGGCUUAGACCACCCCAACCACAUGACCCGCUCCCCCAUCCAGUCUUCAGCCACCCCCAGCCCCUCGGCCCGCAGCAGCUCGGACAACAGCCCUCGCAGCAGCCCAGGAAUCAUUCACUCCCCUCCCAUCCCCUCAUCUGAGGAAUACAAAGAGGGCUUCCCUUACACAAACGGACUCUACACCAGAGACAGCUACGCAGGAUACACCCCACCCAGCCACCUUUCCCCGGCUUUCUUGCCUCCAUACAACCCCCAUCCUUAUUCCAGAUUCCUGCUACCUCACUACCCGGUCGGCUGUAGCAGCCUGAAUGGGUUGGGUGCUGGUCCUGCUGGUGGCACUGGCGCUGGUGUGAACGGAUUGAACAGUUUCAACCGCUUUCCAAGGAUGUACCCCCUGUACAACAACCUGCUGGCAGGGGGCAGUCUCUCGCAGCACAUGUUGAACCCAUCAGCCCUGCCUGGCAUGAUCCCUUCCGAGGCCGCCCGGCGGCUCUUGCUCUCCUCUGAGCCUCACAGGGACCUUCUCAUCCCAGCGCCCAACAGUGCCUUUUCUGCCACCGGCCACCAGGACAAGCUGUCCAGCCCAAGCAGCAGCAGCUCCCCCACCACCAGCACAGCUGUCACCUCCUCGGAACACUGCAUGCCCACCAAAUCUACCUCGGCCAUGCUAGAAAGGAAUGAAGAAGCAGCCAUGAACCUGAGCAAGAUGAAGCGCAACAUGACCGGCUACAAGACCCUUCCCUACCCCUUGAAGAAACAGAACGGCAAGAUCAAGUACGAGUGCAACGUCUGCAGCAAGACCUUUGGGCAGCUAUCAAACCUAAAAGUCCACCUUCGAGUACACAGUGGAGAAAGGCCCUUUAAGUGCCAGACCUGCAACAAAGGAUUCACACAGUUAGCACAUCUACAGAAGCACUACCUGGUCCACACUGGAGAGAAACCACAUGAAUGUCAGGUUUGUCACAAGCGUUUCAGCAGCACCAGCAAUUUAAAGACACAUCUUCGGCUCCACUCUGGAGAGAAGCCUUACCAGUGCAAGCUGUGCCCGGCCAAGUUCACCCAGUUCGUCCACCUGAAGCUGCACAAGCGUCUGCACACCCGUGAGCGCCCCCACAAGUGCUUGCACUGCCACAAGACCUACAUCCACCUCUGCAGCCUUCAGGUCCACCUGAAGGGCCACUGUCUGGCCGCUCCCGGCCCCGGCGUGCGAUCCCUGGAGGAACUGAACCUUGUCAAUGAGGAGAUAGACAAGUUCGACCUCAGUGACAAUGCAGACCGACUGGAGGAAGUAGAGAGCAUGGACGUGGAGAGUGUGGUUGAGAAGCAGAUCCUUAACCUGCUCUGGAGGGAGGUGGACAUCAAGGCCUCCUUCCACAAGAGCAUCGGAAACGGACUGCUCUCAUCCAGCAGUGGCCUUUAUGAGCCCACUAACAAGACGUCGGUCAUAAAGUUGCCUCACAGUAGCCCACAGCCACUUUUACCUGUAAAGGUCAAACGAGAAACGAUAGAACCCAUGGAACAUUAAGACUGACUGAAGAAAAUAUGAAAGAUAUUUAUAACGUUUAUGAGAGUUAAAGUGCCUGUAGCAGUUGUACAUAAUCUUCUCCCUUGCUGCAUAACAGACUUGGCUUACUCUGUCAGUGGACUUCUAUUCUCAGGGCUUUGGCACAAACUGUUUAUAGUCUCUUUUUCACUUAUGUUAAAGACAAUCUUGUACACAUGAUUUAUUAUUUUUUUGUUUGAUUUUUGUAUAUAAAUAUAUUAUCUUCCUUAAUUUAUUAUGCAAUUUAUCAUAAAAAGCAAUAAUUGGAAAUAAUGUUUACAAUGACUGGAUGAUUCAUUGUAACGGAAUAUAUAUAUUAUAUGUUUUAUUUUUUACUUUCUUUGUGUCCAUUCUUUGUAGAUUUCUGCUCUUUGUCACAUUACGAAGAACCUAAGACUAUUAAAUGUAUAAUAGACAGAGAGAACAGUAUUCAGGGUUUUGCAAAAAAAAAAAAAAAAAAAAAAAAAAAAUUGUAUUGCCAAAGGUGGACAUUUGAAGUGUUGAACUAUGGGAUCAUUUCUGUAAACAUCGUGUAGUGUUCUGGUUAGCAUUUUCCUUGUGACUUUUCUUUCCCUCAGUAUUUGUGUAGAGUUGUGGUUAAUUUAAUUAAAAACAAAUGGGCAUUUUGUAAAGUUUCAACAACAGUUACCUCAUUGUGUGUGUCCAGAGGUGAUGGGGAGGGGCUGUAAUAUUUAUUGCUUUGCUGCUUGAAGAGGAAAACCAGAUAUUCAGAAUUCCCACUUUCAGCUUGGCCUAAAGAAUGGGAGCAGCCCUUUUUAGAUGUAGCAAGUCGGCUGCAAAGCUGGGAAACUAUUAUUUAUUAUUUAGAAGCAAUGAUUGAUUCCUUGGAACUAAAGCAAUAUCAAAAUGAGAAAGUUUGAAUUCUGGUUUUAUUAGGAGUCAAAGCUGGUUACCAAAGUUCACUUUCUUUCAUAAACCAAAAAAGAAGGUGGCAGUACUGUUCAGUGUAUAUAAAGUGUGAGUGAGGUUCUUGGGUGUAACCUGUAGUGUAAAAUUGUCAUCUUUGUUUUAAUUUAAGUUCCCUGUUGCUCGCAUGUAUAGCGCAGACCAAAACAUCACUACUCUAUCAAUGGACACACUAGAUGUUUGUAGUGCUUUCAGCAUUUGAUAUGAAUUCACAAAGACUUAUUGCAAUAUCUUUAAGGCAACUGCAGACUACAUUUAUCAAGAGGACUCAGCACCACUGAGUGGAGCUGCCACAGCAUUUAAAUGCUUUUCUUGAUCUAUGACCAAAGUUUCCACCGUCUUGUGCUUAAAUAAAUUGAGGGGAAAAAAAAAAAACUGUUUCUUAUGUUUACAUACUGGUUUACAUUGUUAUUUAUGUGCAACUUGUCAAAAAAAAAAUGUAAAUUAUGGUAUAAAUGUUCAUUGCUCUAU
Messenger RNA from Polyodon spathula (Mississippi paddlefish), 3963 nucleotides. Its product is annotated as PR domain zinc finger protein 1-like. Gene Ontology annotation, biological process: cell fate commitment; regulation of transcription by RNA polymerase II. NCBI's taxonomy places the organism in Eukaryota, Metazoa, Chordata, Actinopteri, Acipenseriformes, Polyodontidae. Gene Ontology annotation, molecular function: histone deacetylase binding; DNA-binding transcription repressor activity, RNA polymerase II-specific; RNA polymerase II cis-regulatory region sequence-specific DNA binding. The record is from RefSeq and is a predicted model, not a curated record. Gene Ontology annotation, cellular component: cytoplasm; nucleus.